This is a messenger RNA of Alternaria viburni, 1011 nucleotides long. RefSeq lists its product as uncharacterized. The record is from RefSeq and is a predicted model, not a curated record. The coding region runs from base 1 to 1011 and encodes 336 amino acids. The transcript is spliced from 2 exons. Lineage: Eukaryota; Fungi; Ascomycota; Dothideomycetes; Pleosporales; Pleosporaceae.
AUGUGGGACCAACCACACAAGAGCAGCCGAAGCCGUCAGAAGCAGAGCAGCUCCUACCGCGCAGCACCGAAAUAUAGUAGCCAAGUCCCGCGUAGUUACCGGGAUACCCAGCAUCCAGAAAACUACGUCUCGUCGCCCGCCGAUUCGAGCUCGGACUACGACACCCCACGACGUGGAUACUACGAAGAUUUACCCCCCAAUCAUAGGCGAUAUGUGAAUCGGGCUAUGGCAUCCGAAUACGCUACGCAGACAAGAGAACCAAGGGACGUGUACGGUUUCUCACAGCCUCGCCCAAGGCAUCAACCGCGGUCAUCUGCGCGGCCACAGUAUCGGGCUCAGUCUUCAGAUCCAGACUGCAUCGCACAAGAUUCUCAGUCUGACGAAGAUUACAUAGCCACGCCUGAAGUAAAGAAAGAUGCUUGGAAAAAUCGUGGGUCUCGCUACGAUGACCGUUCCACGGACGAUUCCCUGGGUAAUGGCUCACCGAUCCGCCACCCUCCUCGAGAGAACUACAGUGAUAGUCCCCCCUCAGACUACGCUCCUCGUCCCAAAGCCAAGUCCGAAGAUCGGAGGGUGAAAUCAGGCUGGGGCAAUAGUGAUUCCUUCAGCCAACCGCCCCGCCUUAACCCUAGGGAACACGAGAACUACCGCGAAGCAAAGCAAUUUCUCGACCGCUUCCAACAGCUCCACACUCAUACAACGGAUCGGUCCGACACCGAAUCCUACAGCGAUGAUUCUCCGGGCGACACCCAGACCCUGAGCAAGAUGAUGAAGAUGACUACGUGCCAAGUCCACACAAUUACCGAGAAAGACACCAUAGUGAACGCACUCGUUGGAGGAAUGGAAAAGAGUCUUACCACCGAUUCGAAGAGGAUAGCCGCCGCAACCAUCGUGAGCCUCGUACAAGGAAUCCAGAUCCCCGAUCUGUCCGGCCCAGUCUACACCGCCCGGGCAGCUCCUUCCAUCAGGCCAGCAGCUUCUCAGCUCCUCCUCCUCCUCCAAGACAUGUAG